AUGUUACACAGCCACCGCUUGGUUAUUUUGAGAAGAGUAUUUUUAAUUGCUGCAAUUCUUUACGGUUUAAGAGCUAUAGUUCUCGGAGUUACCUUCUUGCCGCCAUCCUUUGAAAAUCGGGAUACCAUUUGUAGACCUCAAAUGAAUGGAACUUCAAUGUAUGCAGACGAAAUAAUGGCUAGAUUUGUUACCUAUGUUGUUACACUUGGAUUGACUUCUAGUCAACCAGAAAUUCUUUGCGGUGAUUUAAUGUUUAGUGGGCACACUGUUGUUUUAAGCAUAAUGUAUUUUACUCAAUUGCGUUAUAGUCCUAGAGGAUUGUUUUUAAUUAGAUGGAUAGCCCUUCCAGUGACAUUUUUGGGUAUCGGGGCUUUGGUGUUGAGCGGUGGACAUUACACAAUGGACGUAUUAAUUGCAUAUUGGCUUACUUCUCACGUCUUUUGGGCUUAUCACCAAAUGUUUGAAUGUCCCAGACAUCGAAGACCUAAAGCGCCGCUUUCAAAUAUUUGGUGGUUUUGGCUCUGUUAUUGGUUUGAAAACGAAGUACCCGAUACUGGACCUUUAAAAAACGAGUGGAAUUGGCCUUUUUCUGGACCUAGAUGUUUGCAUCGAUUAAUGGCAAAAUUAAAUUGUAAAUUGAAAUAA
Molecule: messenger RNA, 645 nt
Organism: Meloidogyne enterolobii
Lineage: Eukaryota; Metazoa; Nematoda; Chromadorea; Rhabditida; Meloidogynidae
Source: the annotation of a GenBank genome assembly